AUGAGCGUACGGCUAGAGAUAUGCAUCGAAACGGUAGCCUCCGCAAUCGCCGCUCAUAAAGGUGGCGCCCAUCGAGUGGAGCUGUGCUCAGGUCUCGUGGAAGGAGGGGUCACUCCCAGUAUAGGCUUGGUGACGGCAGUUGUACAGGCCAUUCCCAUUCCCGUGCACGUGCUUAUCCGACCUCGGGCGGGCGAUUUUGUCUUUAGCGAAGAAGAGAUGAAGGUUCGCUCCUCCCCCGGGGCAGCUGGGGUGGUGGUGGGCGCUUUGACUCGUUCGGGCGAUAUUGACGAACCAAAGGUAACGUUUAUGCCAGUUCCCUAA
Closterium sp. Naga37s-1 is the source of this 321-nucleotide messenger RNA. Lineage: Eukaryota; Viridiplantae; Streptophyta; Zygnematophyceae; Desmidiales; Closteriaceae. The record is from the annotation of a GenBank genome assembly.